Molecule: messenger RNA, 1070 nt
Organism: Paramisgurnus dabryanus
Lineage: Eukaryota; Metazoa; Chordata; Actinopteri; Cypriniformes; Cobitidae
Gene: prl
Product: prolactin
Biological process (GO): positive regulation of receptor signaling pathway via JAK-STAT; response to nutrient levels; positive regulation of cell population proliferation
Cellular component (GO): extracellular region
Molecular function (GO): hormone activity
Source: RefSeq, a predicted model, not a curated record
AUGCUACCCAAGUUCUUCGCAGUGACACUUUUGAUGUGUGUCUUUGUCUCCGUCAAUGCCGUUGGCCUGAAUGAUUUACUGGAGCGAGCCUCUCAACUUUCAGACAAGCUUCACUCCCUCAGCACUUCUCUCACCAAUGAUCUGGAUUCUCACUUUCCUCCAGUUGGAAGAAUGAUGAUGCCACGUCCGUCCAUGUGUCACACAUCCUCCCUCCAAAUUCCCAAUGACAAAGACCAAGCCCUGAAAGUUCCAGAGGACGAAUUGUUGUCUUUGGCUCGAUCUCUACUGCUUGCGUGGUCCGAUCCCCUCGCUCUUCUCUCCUCUGAGGCAUCUAACCUGGCACAUCCAGAACGCAACACCAUUAACAGCAAGACCAAAGAGCUUCAAGAUAACAUCAACAGUUUGGACGCAGGUUUGGAGCGCCUCGUUCAUAAGAUGGGCUCAUCUUCAGACGACCUAUCCUAUCUUCCCUUUUACAUAAGCAACCUUGGCCAGGAUAAAACCUCUCGACUUGUGAACUUCCACUUCUUGCUGUCCUGCUUCCGCAGGGACUCCCACAAAAUUGACAGUUUCCUCAAAGUUCUCCGCUGCCGGGCAGCUAAGAGACCAGAGAUAUGUUAGAGCGGGAGGUGCUGCACUGCAUCUGCAUCUCUCUCAUUGUGCCUGUUAAAUAUCAAUAUAGCAGAGCAAUAUGAGAAACAAGUUUCUUUCUAUUACAAAAAGUGAACUUGAAGAUUUCUUUAUCAUAUAACAAAUUAGCACCUCUGUUGUUUGUUUCUUAGCUUUAGGUAUUUAAGUAACUUUCCUAUAUACUUGAAAAAAUAACUGGGACAAGGGGAAGGAAGAUUGUAGAGAUAAGAGAAACCACCUAACUAAAUAAAGCCAUUCAAAUUGAAUAAGACAUGGUUAGGUCAGAUGAAACAUCUGACUAAAGUGAAAUAUUAAAUAGAUGUACAGAAUAACAUCUCGGAUAAGUCUUUAUAUUUGGCACAUAGCUUGAUGGGAUAUUUGUAUAUUAUAUAACUAAAAUGUAUUUAUUGAGGAAAUGAUGUUGGAUCUAUAACAAGUUU